AUGGGAAUUUUCGGAGGAACCUCGCCUUUUGACCAGGACGUGGAGAGGGCGACCAGCGAGAACAACACGAGCGAGGAGUGGGGCCUGAUCCUGGAGAUCUGCGACCGCGCGGGCGCCAGCGCCGGCGCCGCGCGCGACUGCCUGCGCGCCGUGCUGCGCCGCCUCGCGCACGCCGACCCGCACGUGCAGAUGCACGCGGCCACGCUCCUGGACGCCUGCGUGGCCAACUGCGGCCGCCUCUUCCACCUCGAGGUCGCCUCGCGCGACUUCGAGGAGGAGUUCCGGCGCCUCGUGGCGCGCGCGCAGCCCGCCGUGGCCCAGAAGCUGCGCGCCGUGCUGCGCAAGUGGGCCGAGGGCGAGUUCCGCAACGACCCCCAGCUCGACCUCAUCCCCUCGCUGCACGCCAAGCUGUGCGCCGAGGCCGGCGAGAAGCCCGCGCCCGCCGCUGCCGAAAAACGCGAACAAGAGGAGCUUGCGCGCGCCAUCGCGCUGUCGCUGCGCGAGGCGGCGCCGGGCGCGCUGUACCCGCGCGUGGACGAGCCGCCCCCCGCGCCCCCCGCGCCCGCCGCGCCCCCCGCCCCCGCGCCCGCCCGCAAGGUGCGCGCGCUCUACGACUUCGAGGCGGCCGAGGACAACGAGCUCACCUUCCUGGCCGGCGAGAUCGUGCACGUGACGGACGCGAGCGACCCCAACUGGUGGAAGGGCUACAACGAGCGCGGCGAGGGGCUCUUCCCCUCCAACUUCGUCACCUCCGAUCUCAGUGAACCUCGACCCGAGAGCGAGAGCCGCGGCGCGGAGAAGCGCGUGCAGUGGGCGGGCGCGGAGGAGCCGGCGCGCAUCGACGAGGCGGCCAUGGACGAGGCGCUGGCGCUGCUGCACGACGCCGACCCCGCGGCCGCGGACGACGGCGCGCGGCUGCCGGCGCUGGAGGCGCGCGCCGCCGCCGCCGGCCCGCUGGUGGACGCGGCGCUGGAGCGCGCCGACCGCCGCCACGCGCGCCUCACGCAGCUCAGCGCCGACCUGGUGGACGCGCUCAACCUCUACCACGAGCUCAUGCGCGACCCCAAGCCCGCGUACGCGCCGCCGCACGCCUACGCGCUGCCCCCCGGC
Melitaea cinxia (Glanville fritillary) is the source of this 1110-nucleotide messenger RNA. RefSeq names its product signal transducing adapter molecule 1 (gene Stam). The annotation marks the transcript as partial. The transcript has 5 exons. Gene Ontology annotation, biological process: protein transport to vacuole involved in ubiquitin-dependent protein catabolic process via the multivesicular body sorting pathway. Gene Ontology annotation, molecular function: ubiquitin binding; phosphatidylinositol binding. Gene Ontology annotation, cellular component: ESCRT-0 complex. The record is from RefSeq and is a predicted model, not a curated record. NCBI's taxonomy places the organism in Eukaryota, Metazoa, Arthropoda, Insecta, Lepidoptera, Nymphalidae.